AUGGAGAAAGCAAAGAAAGAAUUACUCCGAGAAACGGCCGAAUGUGGGUACGUAUCAGCCACGAUGCCACAGAGUGCCGAGACCGUAAUAGAUAUCAACGAUUAUGACAGUAAUCGUCGACACACGGACCACUUUCAAUUCGAAGUGAGGGCAACAGAAACUAGAAAACACCGACUUUUGCCGCCAACUCCAGUUGACUCAGUGCGGCCAUCAACAUCGGCCACAGGAAGGUUGGAGGUUCAAGUACGAUACGAGAUGGCCUCGGUAAAAGUAACUGUAAGGCAGGCCAGUGGAUUGAAGAGAGAAACUAAUGAAAGUGGCCAACUUGAUCUUCCCAAUCCAUACGUGAAAGUCAGCCUACUCCCUGGAAGAUGGCAGUAUCCCGUUCACAGAACUGAAACUCUCACUGUGAAUGCAGCACCGGUGUGGAAUAAGAUGUUCGUCUAUUAUGAUAUUACUGAGGAAGAGUUGCAUACCAAGUCCCUUGAAUUUACUUUGUGGGACUAUCACCCCAAAGAAAACAAUACUUUUAUGGGAGAAGUGGUGCUUGAUUUGAAUGCGGUAAAUUUGGAUGGCCUUGCUCAGUGGUACAACCUAACACCACACGAUGAAAACAAUGGACAGCUUAUGCAGCCAACUCCCAAAAAGAGUGAUCAGAAAGGGGAAUCUGAACCAGCAGAAGACAUUCAGACGCCUGUUCCUCCAAUGCCAGCUCACGAGAGAGCCAAGUCUCUUCUGAAAACACACCACCGAGGAUCGGGGACUCUUAAGCGUUUUCUGCAGAGGCACCUCACGCGAAGCUCGUUAACAUCUCCUACGUCCUCAUUACGCAGCAGUGUUCAAGGAAGGGACUUGCAUUUGUCUGACAGCGAGCUAUCCGAUCAUACCCAAACUACAAGUCAGGACUAUACUGCGCUGCGAGACAACUCUGAUAUUUCCCAACUUCCAUGCAACUCUGAGAGUAUAAGCAGUACCCCAGUGUGCAAUACAGUGCCAAAUACCCCAGAUUGCAACAACAUAACAGAAAGUCGAAAAAACAGUGAGAAAAGCGAUCUGUCUGAGAGUGAUGUGGAUAACUACUUUAGUGAUUUCAAGGAGCGUCACGCACCCAAGUCACAAGUCACUGUUGACCCUGGACUAGGGCCCGGGCAAGUGCAGCUCCCAGCAGACAGGCUAGGUCAAGGUGCUGUGAAAUUACGGUUUACAGUUACUAAAGGAAACUUGGAGGUGGAUAUAUUCUGUGCGAAAGGAUUACCAGUAAAUAACAACGAAAUUCCUGACACAUACGUGAAGACCUAUUUGCGACAGGGACAGAAACGGUUUCAGAAACGAAAAACGCGGAUUGUGAGGAAGUCCUUAGAUCCUGUUUACAAGGAGAAGAUCAAUUACUUAGCACGGGAUGUCCAUGGGAGACAUUUACAGGUCAUGAUCUGGGUAAAGCAAGGUGGUUUUGAGAAGAACCAGUGUCUUGGUGAAGUGAUCGUCAACAUGGACAUGCUGAAUAUAAACUGUACCAAACACAGGACAGGCUGGUACAUGUUGUACCAACACCUACCUGAUAACUUUGGCUCUAACGACUCACUAAAUAACAUGUUUUAAAGCCACAUUAUGGACGUGAGAUCUUUAUAUUGCAAAACUUUAAUAUCCUGGGAAUUUAAGCAAAUUUCCCUUAAUUACAAACGUAUACCGUAUUAAAUACCAUCAACAAAUUACGAUGUAUAAACCGGUUUUUGAUUUCUUAAGUUUCUUAUUUUUGGCCCAUUCUUAUAAUGGAAAUGGGGGCUGGUGAAUUUUAAUGGUAACGAUAAAAAUAGAUAUAAAGAGCUUGAAAAUGGAUAUAAAGACAGUUAUGUUUUGAAAGGUUUUGAAUAGGGUAUACCUUGGUGAUGAGGGUGAAAUUGCUGAAAUUCCAAGGAUUUUCUUUGCGACAUGAGGUCUUGUGCACAUUGUAUACAUUACGCAAUCUGUAAAAUGUUUCAUUUUCACAUAACACCGUUAUUUUUUUUUUUUUAUUUUUUUUUUU
This is a messenger RNA of Lingula anatina, 2023 nucleotides long. RefSeq names its product regulating synaptic membrane exocytosis protein 2-like. Gene Ontology annotation, biological process: intracellular protein transport; exocytosis. Gene Ontology annotation, cellular component: membrane. NCBI's taxonomy places the organism in Eukaryota, Metazoa, Brachiopoda, Lingulata, Lingulida, Lingulidae. The record is from RefSeq and is a predicted model, not a curated record. Gene Ontology annotation, molecular function: small GTPase binding.